UAGACUGAGACGUAACUAUAAGAGUUAAACCUGCUAUAUAAAUUUACACUGAAAUCUCGAAAAACAAAGAUGGAUGAAGAAUCUGAACAUAAGUGUAAAAGGCCAGCAUUUAGGAAAACAAAAGAGAGAAGCGACAGCAUGAUGCUACAACGUACAGAGUCUGCUGAGGACUGUGAGAUCCACAGAAAAAGUAUCAGGGCCUCUAUGAUGGCCGGAACCUCAAGAAGCUGCCAGGACCAGAUCAGAAAAAAGAGGAUACUGAAGAGGAAGAUGAUGGAAGAAAAAGAAGAAGGUUCAACACCGGCCAUGUGUAGGAAGGAAGAACCCCAGGAGCAGGUUCCAACCAGAGAGGCUUCCUCCUCUGUGGACAUUCUAAUAGAGAUCAGCAGCAGCAGUAUGAUGCCACAGUGUGACGAGUCUAUUGAAGACAGGACACCAAAGAGAAGGAAAAGGGUUAAAAAAGAGACCCGCAGAAAAUGGACCAGGGUAUCGAAGAUGUUCGGACCAUCCAAAAGCCACCAGAACCAGACGAGGAUUGUGAGGAGACUGAAGAGGAAAAUAACAGAAGAAGGAAAGGGAUCUCCAACACCGGCCGAGAAGAAGAAUAAGGGACUCCUGCAGCAGGUCAUAACCAAAGAGCCCCCAUCCUCAGUGGACAUCAGCACAGAGAAAAGCAGCAGCAUGAUGCUACCAAGUAGUGAGCCUGCUGAGGACUGCAGACCAAAUAAAAAGAGAAAUUCUGGAGAUGAGAUCCACAGAAAAAGAAUCAAGACCUCUGAGAUUGCUGGAACCUCAAGAAGCUGCCAGGACCAGAUCAGAAACAGGAGGUUACUGAAGAAGGAAAUGACAGAAGGAAAAGAAGAAGGUUUAACACUGGCCAAGUGUAGGAAAGAAGAAUUCCAGGAGCAUGUUCCAACCAGAGAGUCUUCCUCUUCAGUGGACAUCCUCAUAGAGAUCAGCAGCAGCAGCAUGAUGCCACAGAGUGCCGAGCCUAUUAAAGACAGCACACCAAAGAAAAGGAAAAGGGUUAAAAAAGAGACCCGCAGAAAAUGGACCAGAGUUUCUAAGAUGUUCGGACCAUCCAAAAGCCACCAGAACCAGACAAGGAUUGUGAGGAGACUGAAGAGGAAAAUAACAGAAGAAGGAGAGGGAUGUCCAACUCCGGCCGAGAGGAAGAAUAACGGACUUCUGCAGCAGGUCGUAAUCAAAGAACCCCCAUCCUCAGUGGAUAUUAGCACAGAGUCCAACAGCUCCAGCCUGGUACUUUGUAGCUCAGGAAUAGGCGAUUUACAGAAGAGGAAUCUGAAGAGGGAGGAUGAGGACAUGGAGGAACCACAGCUGAGGAAUAAGAGGAAGAAGACAAAAGAAAAAAUGGAUGCCCAAAGAGCUGAAUUCCUGGAAAAAUAUACUGAGCUGGAUCUACUGGGAAAAGGAGGCUAUGGAUCUGUGUUUGCUGGAUAUCGAGAGGUGGAUAAAUUACCUGUGGCUAUCAAACACAUCCCAAAUGAAAAGGUGGGCCGCAAAUAUAAGGAUGAGAAUGGUAGGGAGAUGGCGUUGGAGGUGGCCAUCAUGUUGAAGAUGAAGAAUAUAACUACCAGUUCAUCAGGGCAGUUAGCCACGGUGUCCCUGCUGGACUGGUAUGAGCUGGAGGAAGAGCUGCUCCUAGUGAUGGAGAGGCCCAUGCCGUCAGAGGACCUCAAUGUCUUCCUUGAUGAGCAUGAAGGUUGUCUAAAUGAGGAGGAAGCCAAGAUAAUAUUAAAACAGCUGGUGGAAGCAACGAUUCAACUUCAGGAUGCAAACAUCUUCCACAGAGAUAUUAAAGUGGAAAAUGUCCUUAUUGAGAGGAGCUCAGAAGGCCUACGAGCCUAUCUCAUAGACUUCGGUCUAAGCUGCUUUGACCAUGGAGGGAAAUUUACCAUCUUCCAAGGCACCCAUGCUCUUGAAUCACCAGAAUAUCGCACACAAAAGAAAUAUUCUGCUGGACCCACAACAGUGUGGCAGCUGGGAGUGAUCCUGUUUGAAAUUCUCCACGAUAAGAAUUUUGAGACCAACAGCUUUCUCAAAAAGAAGCUGAAAAUCAGCAACAGGCUUUCCAAAAACUGCCAGGAUAUUCUGACUAGGUGCCUGAAGAAACGCCCAGAGGAGCGUCCCACGCUGGAAGAACUACUCAAUCACCCAUGGUUUUCUUAAACUACACAUCACACAAACAUUAAAAUAUUAAAUGCAA
Messenger RNA from Poecilia reticulata (guppy), 2227 nucleotides. RefSeq lists its product as uncharacterized. Lineage: Eukaryota; Metazoa; Chordata; Actinopteri; Cyprinodontiformes; Poeciliidae. The record is from RefSeq and is a predicted model, not a curated record. Gene Ontology annotation, biological process: negative regulation of apoptotic process; regulation of mitotic cell cycle; protein autophosphorylation. Gene Ontology annotation, molecular function: protein serine/threonine kinase activity; ATP binding. Gene Ontology annotation, cellular component: cytoplasm.